Messenger RNA from Grosmannia clavigera kw1407, 1788 nucleotides. Its product is annotated as putative secondary alcohol dehydrogenase. NCBI's taxonomy places the organism in Eukaryota, Fungi, Ascomycota, Sordariomycetes, Ophiostomatales, Ophiostomataceae. Gene Ontology annotation, molecular function: oxidoreductase activity; zinc ion binding. Bases 1 to 1788 code for a protein of 595 amino acids. The record is from RefSeq and is a predicted model, not a curated record. The transcript is spliced from 3 exons.
AUGCAAGCCUUUAGAUUCAACGACGUCUCGACCGGGCUUCAGCUCCUAGACGUGCCCAUCCCAGAGCCAGGCCCAGGACAGGUGCUCGUUGCUGUCAAGGCAGCCGGCCUGUGCCACUCGGACGUCCACGUCCUCCAGGGUGGCGGCCAGGAGUGGGAGUCGACCAAGCCGCUGACCCUGGGCCACGAGGUGGCCGGCACCAUUGUCAAGCUGGGGCCGUCCAGCUCAGACUCGCCCUCGGGCUCGCCCUUUUCUGUCGGUGAUCGCGUUGCCGUCGCCCAGAUCUGCCAGCCGACCGACGCCAUGGACUGGACCAAGGCCGUCGGUGUCGGCUUCGACGGCGGUUAUGCCCCCUAUGCCCUCGCCUAUGUCGACCAUCUGUGUGCCAUCCCGGACGGCGUCAGCUUUGCCCAGGCUGCCGUGGCCACCGACUCGAUCGCGACUGCGUACCACGCCGUCGUCGCCUCGGCCGCCGUCCAGCCGGGCUCGAACGUCGCCAUCCUCGGCCUCGGCGGCCUUGGAACCAAUGCUGUCGCCGUCGCUGCUCAUCUCGGCGCCCACGUCUAUGGCGUCGACGUCAAUCCCGACAGCUAUGGCCUCGCCACGCGCCUCGGCGCCGUCGCCUGUGCCGCCUCCAUCGACGCAUUCCAGCACGUGACCCUCGACGCCGUCAUCGACUUUGUCGGCCUGCCCGCCACCGUCAAGGCCGCUGUCACGGCCGUCCGCAUCGGCGGCACCGUCGCGCUUGUCGGACUUGGCGCCUCCAACGUCGAGAUCCCUUUCGCCAUCGUCAUCCUGCAUGCCGUCAACAUCGUCGGGUCCAUCGGCGCCUCGCUCGACGAUCUGCACAAGGUCUUCGCCCUCAUCGAGUCCGGCCAGCUAAAGCCAAACAUCUCUGAGAUCCCCUUUGCCGACAUCCCCAAAGGCUUGGACGAUCUCGCCUUCAAGUACUCGCCAAUCCCGGCCCGAGUUAAUAGUCUGUGGUUGGCGACUCUGACGACGACGCUGAAAGCGGCAUACAAGCAGACACGAGACACGAGACACGAGACACGAGACACGAGACCCGAGACCCGUCGCCUCAGCCACCCAGCGCCCGUGCCCAUCAUGUCGGCCGAGAUGCUGCCCAUCAGCCCAGCGCGCUUCGCCGAGGCCAUUCAGGACCUGCCGCUGUCCAGCCUGCACCUCAAGGUGCUCGAGAUCCGCAACGACAUUGCCCACCUCGACUACUCCAACGAGCAGCUGCUGCCGUACGCCCAGGGCCACGCGGCCGUCCUCGAUGCCGGCGCCGCCACCGCUGCCGACGUGCGCGCCCAGGAGUUCGCCCAGCCCGACCAGGACUGCAUCGACGCCAUCCGCGAGAACCAGGGCGUCAUCGAGCGCAAGCUGGAACAGAUCCGGCUGGUGCGCGUCGAGGUCGAGAAGCGCGGCGCCAGCUGGUCCGAGCUCCUCGGCAAGGAGGAGGUUGAGCUACAGCAGGCCGAGGCCCGGCGGCGCGCAGAGACGGCCGCCUCGGCCCUGACAGCUGCCCAGGCGGCCGCCACAAACGGCACAAAUGGAACGGCGGCCCAGACCAACGGGUCCGACCCCUGGUCCGACGGCACCUUCUUGACCGGCACCAUACGCAACGGCGUGCUGCAGAUGGCUCCGCCAGGACGGCCACAGGCACCGCAGACUUUGGAGACAUCGCAGACGGGCGGCCGUCUGACAGACGAGCAGCUGCGCAGCGCCCUCGAGCAGCAGCUGCGCCUCGACGAGAACGACCAGGACGACAUUGGCAUGCACCUCUGA